CUGUUUUAUUAGAACUUGAGAAUUUGUUAAGUGACUGCCAAAACACUAAAGCAAAUCAAAAGCCACAGUAAAGAAUCUUGAAAAUCCGAUCAGUUUUGCAAGCAAGGCAUUCAUUUGGUUGUUUUCCGGCAGGGUUUCGUCUGCAAGCAAUUGGUUCUUCUCUGAGGGUUUUCAUGAAAAUAUAGCUAUGUGAGAAGUGGGGAGGAUAAAUUCAGCCAAGGAACGUAGAACUAAAAAGAAAAUGGGAUUUCAGAAAUUUCUCAAAUCCAUUCCAAAACCAACAGCUUCUGAUCGGACUUCACUGCUACCUCUUGCUGUAAGAACGAUAGAUUCUUCAAUGUGUACCACUAACAACCUCACACCUGUUGCCCAAAACCAACUGAACCAACUCAUGGAAACCCACCUCAAACCCUCUUUCACUGCCAAAGAUUUCCUCUCUUUUCUCAAGAACCGUGUCCAUUACCACCCUAUCCUCACUAACCUUGACUUCUACCUCUUCAACUAUGCUGCUUCUGUUGAUUCGUUCCGCCAUGAUCACACCACCUUUGAGUGGAUGGUCCGCACUCUUGCCACCACCCACCGCCUCCAAUUUCUUACUACUCUCCUCCAAUUUAUUUCUUCUAACCCCUGCCCGUGUGCUGAUGGUAUUUUCUCUUGCCCCAAAACUGAACCUAUUUUUCGUUUUGCCAUUAAUGCUUAUUGCAAAACUGGUAGAUUUGAUGAUGCUUUGUUAGCUUUUGACAAAAUGAGAAGAUUGAUUGAUGGGAAGCCUGAUGUUGCUGUUUGCAAUAUAAUAAUUCAUGGAUUUGUGAAGUUUAAGCAUUUUGAUAAGGCUCUGGAAUUUUACCAUAGGAUGAUUGGAGAUCGAUUAAAGCCUGAUGUAAUUACAUUCAAUACUUUGAUUUCUGGGUAUUGUAAGAACUCGCAAUUGGGCCUGGCUUUACAAAUGUUUAAGGAGAUGAAAACUCAUGGAUGUGCUCCAAAUGUAGUUAGUUUUAAUACUUUAAUUAAAUGGUUUCUUUUGGAUGGUAAGAUUGAGGAGGGGAUUGGGAUGGCCUAUGAGAUGACUGAGAUGGGAUGGGAGAUUUCAGCAGUGACUUGUGAGAUUUUGGUUGAUGGGCUUUGCAGGAAAGGAAUGGUGUUGAAAGCGUGUGAUUUAUUGGUUGACUUUUCAAGGAAAGGGGUGCUGCCAAGAACAUUUGAUUAUUUUGGGUUAGUUGAGAGGCUUUGUGGGGAAGGGAAUGUGGCCAGAGCAAUGGAAUUGGUGCAUGAGUUAUGGAGGAAUGGGAAUUCUCCAAGCUUGAUCGCUUGUACGACCUUAAUUGAAGGUUUAAGGAGAACAAGAAAGAUUGACGAAGCAUAUGUAAUUAUGGAGAAAAUGCUGCAGGAAUGUAUGCUUCCGGAUAGUGUAACGUUUAAUUGUCUUCUUAGUGACAUGUGUGAAGCAGGAAGAGCAAAGGAAGCAAAUAAGAUGAGGUUAUUGGGUUUAAACAAGGGCUUGGAUCCUGAUACUGUGACAUAUAAUAUUUUGGUAUCAGGUUUUAAGAGGGAGGGUAAAAAGAAGGAAUCGGAAGCUUUGGUGGAAGAGAUGUUGGAUUUGGGGUUUAUACCUGAUAUUGCUACUUAUAACAGGUUGAUCAAUGGACAAGCUAAAUCAAAACGUUAAUUUUCUUUGCCCCUACUUUCUUCAAGUUGAGACUACUUGCAUGGUUUCAAGUUAUUGAUAGAGAAUAUCAAUGAUUAUUUUCCUUGUACUUUCUAUCAUCUGCAAGGAAGAUUGGUGAGUUAUAUAUUGACGAGUAUUUUUCUGAGAGUCAACUGAAGCGGCAGCUUGGAGUUCUCAUGGCUUAAAAUGGUACAAAAACUGUCAUCAAUCAGCAUCACAACUCUUUUUCUGCACCGCAACAGAUCAUGGAAGAUAUGCUGCAUAGUUCUUAACAUAGAGUACAGUGGACUCCACCGUGCCGAUUAAGUAGGAAGUUCUGCUAUUCUGGGAAGGACAAAGAAUUAGCUAGAGAGAAUGUGAAGAACAGUAUUAAUGUGCACCCCAUGGGCGGUUUGUCCGCUGAGAAACACACAUUUUGAGACUAUGUUUCUCGGAUCCUUCAAAAAUACCACCGGGUGUAUAUUGGAUCUUCCAAAAGUUAUUCAUUCUUGAAGGAUUCGACAUGGGUGCGGUAACAUUUUUGGUCCACAUGCACAAGAAGCAUGGAAUCUUCGUACCUGAUGUCGAGUUUUUGGAGGAUCCUAAAGGCUUCCUCGCUUAUCUUGGUCUCUAGGUUAAGAAGUAUUAUAUUUGCCUGUCUUGCAACGAUGGAGGUCAUCCUUUCGGUAGUUUAGAAGCAGUUCAGAAGUAUAUGAAAGCAAAAAUUCGUUGCAAAUUGCAUUAUGGUGACGGUGUUGAUGAUGAAGAGGAGGAAUUAGAAGAGUUUUAUGACUAUAGCAGCAGCCUACUUCAACCCACUCACAUGAACAACUUCUUUUCAUGGCUGUGGCAUUUGCACCUCCCACCAAAAGUAAUCCCUUUCCCUUGACAAUGUCUUCAUGGUCGUCUCCCAGCAGCCAGCCUUUUGCAUUUCCUCAAAUUGUGCCUUCUCCAAAAUGCAAAUUUUGCAACACUGACUGUGAUGAGACUAUUAAUCAUCUCUUCCUUUUGUGUCCCGCGGUUCGCUCAAUUAGGUGUUCCUACCUUUCAUAAACCAUCUUGUUAC
Solanum stenotomum is the source of this 2711-nucleotide messenger RNA. RefSeq names its product pentatricopeptide repeat-containing protein At2g36240. Bases 242 to 1666 code for a protein of 474 amino acids. The record is from RefSeq and is a predicted model, not a curated record. The transcript has 4 exons. NCBI's taxonomy places the organism in Eukaryota, Viridiplantae, Streptophyta, Magnoliopsida, Solanales, Solanaceae. Gene Ontology annotation, molecular function: protein binding.